Messenger RNA from Cydia splendana, 1929 nucleotides. Its product is annotated as transcription initiation factor TFIID subunit 7-like. The transcript has 2 exons. Gene Ontology annotation, cellular component: transcription factor TFIID complex. Gene Ontology annotation, molecular function: RNA polymerase II general transcription initiation factor activity. The record is from RefSeq and is a predicted model, not a curated record. Gene Ontology annotation, biological process: transcription initiation at RNA polymerase II promoter; RNA polymerase II preinitiation complex assembly. Bases 164 to 1375 code for a protein of 403 amino acids. Lineage: Eukaryota; Metazoa; Arthropoda; Insecta; Lepidoptera; Tortricidae.
GGGGGACGCAGAAGCAGAGAAGUGGAAACAAAUCAAUAAUUUUGUAAUUUGUAACUUUACGUCGACUUAUUGUGCAUAUUUAUUUACUAAACUUAAUUUCAUCAGAAUCGUCACAUUCUGUACAUGAAAUAACUAAGUAUUGGUGUGCCAUUGGGUCAUAAUCAUGAAUAGGGACAAACGGGAACCGGAAUAUCCUGCCGAGUUAGAAUCUCAGUUCAUAUUGAGGCUGCCUCCCGAGCCUGCUAAGGUUCUUAGCGAAGUUUUGAAAACUGGAGAGAAUCUCAAAAAUCGUUUGACCAUACAAAUCGAGAACGACAUGCGGCACGGUGAAGUGCGAUUUGACCACUGGCUCAUGCACGCUAAAAUUGUAGAUCUGCCCACAAUUGUAGAGGCCCUGAAAACUAUAGACAACAAAAGUUUCUACAAAACUGCAGACAUUGCCCAAAUGAUGAUAUGCAAAGAUGAACCCGAUCAACCAUCCACUGAAGAUGAAUCACCGUCUAAGAAUAAAAGGAAGGACCCAUACAAAGUCGACAAAAAGUUUCUGUGGCCCCAUGGAAUAACUCCUCCAGCAAAAAACAUAAGGAAGAGACGGUUUAGAAAAACUUUAAGGAAGAAGUUUGUGGAAGCACCUGAGAUAGAGAAAGAAGUUAAGAGACUGUUGCGAGCUGACAAUGAGGCAGUUAGUGUAACAUGGGAGAUCAUAAAUGAAGAAGAAGAUCAGUCUUGUAAACCAGAGCCUGGCCCAUCUGUUAGCAGCAAGCCAGAGAAGAGGCCUAAAGCUGAGCGGCCACCUAAACGAAGUGAACCAAAAUCAACUGCUCCAAAUCCUGAAUCAUCAAAGCUUGUUGACAUUUUUGGUGGAGCUCUCAGCGACAGUGACUUAGAAGAAGACAACAUUAAUGUGGAGAUGGAGAACUGUCGCUUGUCUCCAUAUGACAGCCGGAUAUCGGAUACUGGAUCCAUGCAUGGAUUGGGUGACAUGCAUAGCAAAGAAACAGAACAGUUUGAUGCACAAAUGUUUCCAUAUCCUGAAGCUCCUAAGGCAACUUUUAGUCAUGCUUCUACAUCUGGCAUGCAGCAUCACUCUAGCAGCAGAGUUUCAACUGCAUUGUCUGAAGAAGAGGAUGGAGACUAUCAGAGCAUGCGUGACAUGAACAAGGACAAUAUGAGCUUCAGAAUUGAACAAGUUAAAGCAGAACUGGAUGAACUGAAACAACGCCGUCAGCGGACACAGCAUGAGAUUGCCGGCAUGGAAAACCUGGCUCUACGACAGCGGUUCCAAGAUAUUCUUCAUACAUUGAAUCAGGAUAUUAUGUAUAAAGACAUGGAGUACCAAGGACUAUUAACACUUCAAAAUUCUGAGGUGAUAUAAACUGACUGUUUUGGAUCUAACAAUCUUAUUAAUGCAUUGAUGUUGUAUUUUAUCUGCACAUAAGUAUCUACUUAUGUGCAGGUUUAUUAUUAGUAUUAAAGUAUUUUAUUUAGUCUUAAGUAAAGGAACUGAAUUAAAUUGGAAGCUAAUGGAAGUACAGGGAGUCAGCGGAGUGCUAUUUGAAUAACUUUAGAAAUCCUUGGUUUUUGAGCUAUAUUUGUGUUGAGGAACGAGAUUUGAAUGAUAAUCGAUGUGCAAGCUUUUGUCUCUUGUAUUAUUGUCACAUUGAAAUCUAUUGUUUUUUUAACACAUUCACUGCCAGUGACCCGCGGGGAGGGUUCUCUGUUUGUAAGCGCUUUUGCUACAUACUGUUUCUCCCGGGUGAUGACCCGUGUGAAGCCGAUGGGCUUCACUCACAGCGUAUAGCUCGCACUGGCAUUGAAUGUGUCUAAUUAAAUGAUAUAUUUCCUUAUCGAUGUUAAUUAUUAUUAUAUUUGUGGUUAAAAAAUUGAUGUUGUGUAAAGACCAUGUACCUACCUGAAGUUUAAUUAUUU